CCCGCUGCCCAGGGCGACCUGAACCCAUCCAAAUCUCUGCUCCCAGGAGGAAGGGGGUGACACAGAAAAAAUCUCCCAAUCUGCGGGAACCAUCGGGGCACGGGGAUCCUCGCGGCCCGUCUGCGCCAUCCGCCGAGCUAUCCAUCCUGCGGGAGGGUUGGGUGGGUCUUGAUUCAGAGGAUGCCAGAUGUAUGAACCAAAGCCAUUUCCGAGCACUGGAUCAGCUCACAGCAAUCCGAUUUCUCAUGAUCAACAAAUCGGACCAACUGCCAAUAAUGCGGCGUCCAAUAUUGGUGGAAAUAGCUCAAACAACAGCUUUGCCACCAGACAGCGUUUACGGUGGACAGAUGAGCUUCAUGGAUGUUUUCUUGAGGCUGUAACACGACUUGGUGGACCCGACAGGGCUACUCCAAAGGGAAUUCUUAGAACAAUGGGUGUUCAAGGGUUGACCAUUUAUCAUGUCAAAAGUCAUCUGCAGAAAUAUCGGCUUGCAAAGUACAUCCCAGACCCCACAGCUAGCGGUGACAAGUUGGAGAAGAAAGAUUUAGGAAAUCUGCUUGCAGGAAUCGAAAGCUCCCCGGGAAUGGAAACAAGCGAGGUUCUAAAGUUGCAGAUGGAGGUGCAGAAGCGGCUGCAUGAACAAUUAGAGGUACAAAGGCAGCUACAGCUCAGAAUAGAAGCCCAAGGCAAGUAUCUCCAGAAGAUCAUGGAGGAGCAGCAGCGCCUGAGCGGUGUGCUGUGCGAAUCAGGUAAGCCGAACGCCCUCGCCCUGGCCGAGGAGGAGCUCCACCAUGAUUUCAGCAAGACUGAGCCAUCGACCCCAGUCCUGACCUCAGAGCCCCCAUUCCGGGACAAUGCCGUGACUGCAAGUGGUGACCUGGAAGGAACAGAUGAGCUGCUCAAGGCUCUUUCUUCACAUGACGACUGCCUCUCCUUGGACCGUGAGUUUUCGACACCGGAUUCCAGUUGUGGUGCCGGUUACCUCCUAAACAGCCCCAGAGAUAGCAAGAGGGCUCGUGUCAGCAACAGCCUUGGCCACGGAAACAGCGAGUUCGCACUUCCUCACAUCAUUCCGGAAUCGAGCUCGGGUUCUGAUUUGCAGCUGAGCUCGGUGUUCUCAUCCGGCACAGGGCGAUCUGGUUCAUCGGCGGCUUUGGAUGCCAUUGAAGAUGGCUUUACCAAUGGCCCGGGUAGUGAUGUUUGAUCAGGGUUCGCUAGCUGUAUCUAUCAGUCGGUAGAGCUAUUGGUCAAUAGAACAGAGUAGAUGAUGUGUACCAUGCCUUCGAUGGUGUGUUGUAUUGCACCACUUGUGUUUAUUCCUUUGAACAUUUCUAUGGAUCAAUAAAGUGUUGGCAAAUCUAAAAAAAAAAAGAACUUGUGUUUAUUCUA
Triticum dicoccoides is the source of this 1389-nucleotide messenger RNA. Its product is annotated as myb family transcription factor PHL7-like. The transcript is spliced from 7 exons. Gene Ontology annotation, molecular function: DNA-binding transcription factor activity; DNA binding. The record is from RefSeq and is a predicted model, not a curated record. Bases 188 to 1204 code for a protein of 338 amino acids. NCBI's taxonomy places the organism in Eukaryota, Viridiplantae, Streptophyta, Magnoliopsida, Poales, Poaceae.